Molecule: messenger RNA, 3208 nt
Organism: Scophthalmus maximus (turbot)
Lineage: Eukaryota; Metazoa; Chordata; Actinopteri; Pleuronectiformes; Scophthalmidae
Product: homeodomain-interacting protein kinase 1-like
Exons: 9
Coding region: 109-1524 (471 amino acids)
Biological process (GO): smoothened signaling pathway; peptidyl-threonine phosphorylation; intrinsic apoptotic signaling pathway in response to DNA damage by p53 class mediator
Cellular component (GO): nucleus; PML body; cytoplasm
Molecular function (GO): ATP binding; transcription corepressor activity; protein tyrosine kinase activity
Source: RefSeq, a predicted model, not a curated record
UUGACGAGAAAGAGAAAUACUUUCCAGAUUUAAGGGAAAUCAAGACUCAUGAUUAAAGUUCAUUUUCCCCCUUGUUUUCACAAAAUUGUCAAGAUUUAACUUUGUGAAAUGUUUUCGUGGUCAGACUCGGCUGUCUAUGGCGCAUCAGUCACACCCACAGGACGUGACAUACAGCCAGGUCAAACCCUGAUCAGCAGCUCAUCCUGUUACUCCAUUGUGGAGUUCAUAGGUGAAGGCUGUUUUGGCCGAGUAGCCAAGUGCAAGAACCUAAGCACGGAUGAGAUUGUGGCCUUGAAGAUCAAGAAGGACAUAGCAUAUGUGCAGGACAAGGAGAAAGAGGUGUUCAUGUUGAACGUCAUCGGCAUCCUAAAUUCAGACCACACUAAUAUAGUCACGUUCUUUGAGCGGUUCGAGUACAUGGGGCAGAUCUGUCUUGCAUUUGAGAUGCUGGACGGGCACCUGUAUCAGCUGCUCGAACAACGUGGGUGGAAACCUAUGGCUAUAAAUGAGAUUCGACCCAUUGCAAAACAGCUGUUGGGGGCCUUGGAUGCUCUAAAGGGUCUUGGUGUCAUGCACACAGACAUUAAACCGGACAACAUAAUGUUGGUGAAUAGGCAUGACCAGCCCCUCAGGGUGAAAUUAAUUGACUUCGGUGCAGCCCUUCUUGCCUCCGACGUCCAGCUUGGGAUGGAUAUUCAGCCGCUGGGGGCCCCUGAAGUUGCCCUCGGCCUCCCCUUCACAGAGGCAGUUGAUGUGUGGGGGGUAGGCUGCGUCCUGGCCUACCUCUAUCUGACUGAUAACCUGUUUCCUGUAGACUGUGAAUACCAGAUUAUGAAGAGCAUGGUGGAGGUGCUGGGUCUGCCAGAGGGCCACCAGCUCCGUGCUGGCUUAUUCAGCGAGUGUUACUUUAAACUGGAGAAGGCUGGUGACAGUCGAAAAUGGAGGCUGAUGACACCUGAAGAAUAUACCGCUGCCAACAAUAUGAAGCCAGUGGAGCAGCGGAACAGCCUCAUUGAGCUUCCCAGCUCUCUGGACGCCCUGGUUCAUAUCUAUCCAAAAGGGGAGGCUGCUGAGCUUGAGGACCGCAGGGAGUUUGUGCAUCUCAUGAAAGGGUUGCUGCAUAUUGACGGGGAUCGGAGAAUCUGUCCCCGUCAAGCUAUGCAGCAAUCCUUCAUCACGAUGGCUCACCUCAUAGAACACCUCGACAGCACAGACUAUCUCACCCGCUCCCGGACUUUCAUGAGUGGCUGCCAAAGGGAGGACUCCAUAGACUGGGUACCCAGCCCCACAAAAUCAACCGCUGGGUUAGCCGUCGGAGAACCACCAUCUGUCUCCAGCUCUCAAGCCACCAUGUUGUUCCAUGCAGGCUCACAUGAGGAUACUACCAACACUGGGUCAGACUCCACUGCUGCAGCCAUAGCCUCCUCCAGUCGCUCAAGGAAAAUGCUGAGAAGAGCUCAAAGACUCCUCAAUCGAAUCACAGCUACCUGUAACUCCUGCUGCAAAACAAGAGUGGAGGAGUGAUUUCUUCUUGCUUUUUGGGGUUUGCUUUCUUGAGCACAUUUAUUUGUACUUUUCUUUUUUUCUUUGAAUACUUUUUUUUAAUACUUGUUAAUACUUGCAGUACUUUUGAACUGUUUUGUUUACAUCGUAUACUUUACUUUGUACCUUCUUUUUGAUCUUUAUUUCUGUGCAAUACUUUUUUGACCGUUUCAAAUAUCUUUAUUGAGAAGCAUGUGCACGGCAACAGCUUCAGUCAAAUAGGUGAUCAUGCCAAUGGGUGAGAUCUCUCUUUACUCACCACUCGUUCCUUUCUACAGGUCAUCUUGCACAUUAUCAAUUGUUUGUACGUGUUCAUUUUGCUAUAACAACAUUGCUAAUGUAACAUUACUUCACACAGUAUCCCAGGUUUGUUUGUGUUAGCACCAUGUGAAAAUUCACAUCGAAGCAUAUAGGUAUCACAAAGCACAGACGUGCAUGUUUUUCAGUGAAGCUUUGUAUCGGAGCUCGAUUCCGUCUAUCCAAAAUCAUGUGACAAAUGAUAUCUGAUGCUUCGUUUCACACACACACACACCCAUGAAACUGCUUCAAAAUCUGAUUCAAAGGUUAAAAAAUGCACGAAACAUGGCCCUCGUGUGUUUGUUUCGGUGUAUUGGGUUGUGUUGUAUUCCGAGAGUUAGGUGCUACAGUACAUUGCGGAGGUCUGUACUUUGAUGCAGGAUUUGCGAUUCUUGAGGUAACUUCAGGUUUAACCCUGGGUUUUCCAUCCUAUGAAGCUGGUUCUAUUCUUAUCGGGGUAAAUUGCCAUGGUAACGGCCUAACCUGCUCCGGAGCAGGUGAAGUUGGAUAUCAAAGUCAGUCACCAGUCCAGCUACUGACCAAUCAGAUGAAAAUGUUGGUUCAGAAUAUGAAUUGGAUUUUCACUUCCUAGGGCUGUUGAGCGCUUGCUGUUUCAGACUUUCCAUCUGUCCACUCGUUUUAAAACAGUUUCUAAUGAAUAGAGGGAGAGUUUAUCACACUCAAUAAAUACAAAGACUUGUUUAUAAUAGAGCUUCAUUUGAGUUCAAUAAAGAUUAUUUGAUUCCCGACAGAAUCUCUGAGAGUGUUUUACAUUCUUAUUUAAUAACUGCGUUUCGGAACAACACGAGGAGACUGUCACAGUAAAUGGUAAUAAAAAUGUAAUGAUGUUAUUUAUUAUUUAGUGGGGCGCUGUUAUUUAUUUGACGGACAGAGAGAUGAUGUGUAGAACCGGUUCAGGAUUUGGGUGUUGCAGAGUUGGCUGAUCAGGGCUGUCGGCAGGAAGGCAGACUGGCAGGGGUUAGACUCAAUUCACGCAAAACAAGGGAAAUACUGGGAGAGAGAGUAGGCAGGGAAACACAGAGAAUGAGAGGGACACUGCCCGACCCUGACAAUAAUAGUUUGACCAUCGUCAGACAAAAGGGCAAAAAAUAUUCAUUCAACAGUAAACUUGAUAAAUUCCUUUGCUUAAUGACACUAUAUUUUUAAUCUGACUUUGUCUGAGUGGUUCUUUCCUGUUUUAUAGUUGUUCGAUCAUAUUAUUAUUAUUUUCAUUUCACUUGAUUGCACCUGCAUUUUAUUUACAUUCCCCAUUAAAGAGUUGUAUUCGUUUACCUUUGCUAUGUUUAAUGUUUUUGAGUGACUUUGAGUAUGCAAUAAAAAAAAAUAUUUAUUAAUCAUUUCUAUCCAU